Molecule: messenger RNA, 1188 nt
Organism: Haemonchus placei
Lineage: Eukaryota; Metazoa; Nematoda; Chromadorea; Rhabditida; Trichostrongylidae
Source: the annotation of a GenBank genome assembly
UUUAACGUGAUAUUUUGUUAUCUGCUGUUAUUUUGCCGCAAAGUUUUUAAAAACGGGAUCGAAAAUUUUAUCGAAUUGCUGUCAAGCUUCUUUUCAGUUCUACCCAAAAAAGAUCGAGCUGAUAUGACACGGAGAGAUACGGGAGCUCUUUCAAUGGAACUGCUCACUGCUCAUACACAGAUGAGAUAUCUCGACCACAGCUUCGACAAUAUUCGGCGAUAUAACCGUUAUAAACAUUUUCAACAUUUGCAAUUUGAUCAAAGAAUGAUUCCCGAACGGUUACUAUUCUUAGGCCCAGACUUGGCUGCUGCACAUUUUCUAGUCCAUAGAGGAGCUUCUGUAAAGUUUAUUGGUGAUGAUGCUUGGUACAAAAGGGAUAAAUGGGGGAAUUACAGUUUGCCUGGAACUAAGGUACCAGGACUUUAUAUAGAAGCUAUAGACGCAUCAGGAACAGAGCUCAUGUUUGAAGGUUUUGAAAAUUUACAAAAUCUAAAUCACCUGAGGAUGCUACGAUUGGUUGAUUGUCCUUAUGUUGAUGAUUGGACGUUAUCAAGGAUAGGAGGAAUGAUGGAAACUUUAGAAAUGCUUGACCUGAGUGGAUGUCAUCGGAUUUCUGCGAAGGGCCUUAUGGGAUUGAAAUUGUUGAAAUCUUUAAAAUAUCUUCGACUUGAAGGAAUCGAAUGCAAGAAUCUGGGCAAAGCUGCAUUGUUGCUAGAGGAAACUAUACCAAAAUUGAAAGUUCUUGGUGUCGAUUACGAGCAUGAACUGGAAGCGUUGGAAGCGAAUAUAAGGCUUCUGGAAAACCCAAAUGUUAUCGAGGACGCGAAAGGGAACAUGUUUGUUGAAGACGACAAUGGACGACUAUUCUAUAUUGGAGGGAAUGUGAACGAACGACCAGCCGUUUGUGACAAUGACAAACCAAUUAUGACUAGUACGAUACGAAGAGAAAUCCCCAAAAUGAGCGACGAAGAGUUCGAGAGGAUUGACAGGUUGUCAGGGGGCAAACUGCGUCAUCUUCUUGUCGGAUCUCCGAGUGGUUAUGAGUGGAAUUCACAGGUGGAGACUAUUCUUCAAUUUGAAGCCGAGUACAACGAAAAACGAGGCAUUCCUGUUGAUCCGAAAAUGUUGCCAAAAGAAAGGAGGAAGCCGGUAAAGUUUAAUUCCGAAAGCUUAUGCCUUACCACUUGA